Rhineura floridana is the source of this 581-nucleotide messenger RNA. RefSeq names its product ciliary microtubule inner protein 1 (gene CIMIP1). The record is from RefSeq and is a predicted model, not a curated record. Bases 63 to 446 code for a protein of 127 amino acids. NCBI's taxonomy places the organism in Eukaryota, Metazoa, Chordata, Lepidosauria, Squamata, Rhineuridae. The transcript is spliced from 4 exons.
GCCCGGCUGCAAGCAGCGCCCUUCCUCUACCCAGAGGGAGGUAGCCUGGGGAAGUGCCUGGGAUGUCGCAGAAAAACAAACUCAACUUCGUGGCGGAAGAUCAGAUCUGGAAGGAUCACGUUGAAACAGAACACAUAGCUGCAAGGAGAUGGCCGAAGAGAUGGGGGUUUCUGUUGACACCAGCUGAAGAGUUGAUAAAAGGUGAAAAGAAACAACCUGCUAAGCCCAAGAUCCCACUUCCAGAACACUUACAAAUCCGACCUGUGACACCGGUGGAAAAAUAUAUUAAGAUCAUCCCAUCUCCUCCUGUCCCUCAAACAACACAAGGUUUUAUCGGCUGGAGAUCAACAGUGCCAGGGCUGGAACUUGAACGUUAUUCUCAGAUCAGAAGCUGCAAAGGUGCCUUUUACAAGGACCUGCAAUGGCCAAAUGAACCAACUGACUGACUUUGAGAAACGACGUCUAGAUUGCCUCUAACCUACGCACAUUUUCAACUGCUCCUGUUAGGCAAAUGUUGAUAUUUAAAAUGAGUUUCUGCACCAUUUCAGUGGUGAAGGUUAAUUAUAAGGUUAUGCAUGGCU